Messenger RNA from Prorocentrum cordatum, 1178 nucleotides. The record is from the annotation of a GenBank genome assembly. Lineage: Eukaryota; Dinophyceae; Prorocentrales; Prorocentraceae.
AGGAGCUCGAGGACACAGCGACAGGUCCCGUCGAGGGGCAUCCACACGCGUGCACUCUCAUCUACUUGCACGCGUUCGGCCGCUGCGGCAAGGAGUACGUGCCCCCGCUUCUAACAGGCUGUCGCCAGGAUUCCCCGCGCCGUGGGUGCGGGACGAGAACUGUGCCGCUGGCUUGCGAGUCGUGCUGCCGACGGCAAAGAAGAUGCGCCUCUGCUGGGGCCCCUUGGAGACCUCCUGGCACGACUACGCCUCGGCCGACAACAAUAACGUUGGCGACCUGGCUUCGCUGGCCGAGACACGGGAGAGGCUGGCGUCCAUCCUCCGCGACGAGGUAGCGCGGCUGGGCGGUGACGCGCGCCGCGUGUUCCUGGGCGGCCUCUCCCAGGGGUGCACGGCGGCGCUCGACGUCUACCUGCGCGAGGGGCCCACGCUGGGGCUCGGCGGGUUCGUGGGCAGCGUCGGGUUUCUGCCGAGCGACGCCGACGGCUUCGAGGGUGCCGACGAGGCUCUGGAGAGAUUCCUGGCGGACGCGGAGCAGAGUCGCCGGCCACUGUGGCUGCAGAGCGCCGAGGACGACCAGUGGGUGCCCUGGGAGGGCCUGGUGGAGCCCUCGCUGCGCCGGCUCCGCGGGCGCGCACCAGGGCUGCGCCACCGCACCGUGCGAGGCCGCGGGCACGUCAUCGAAGAGUGGGAAGGUGACCUGCUCAACGAGUUCGUGCGGGAGCAUGCUGGCGAAGCGUUCUAGCUGGACGCGGGCGAUGUAUGCGUAAGGCGGCGCUUGACCGUUUGCGCCUAUCCCUCACUGGAGAUUCGGAUUUUCAGGGGCUCUCGAAGCGAGCUCCGUCUUUACGGGCCAGUCCAGAGCAUGUUUGGAGGCCACGAGCGCCGCAAACCUAGGAUGCUAACACCCGCCGGGCCUGACACAUUGAUUUGAGGCUCCUCUCAUUGAGAGGAAAGGAGAAGGUCCAUGUGUUUGCUUCCGCUGACUUUGUGCUGCUCUGUCUGUGCGCGCUUACAGCGCCUGGCGAGACUCCCCAGACUAGGGAGGAUUACUCCUCCAGAGUGCUUGCCUCUGGCAGGCGCAGUUGCCAGGAAGAUUCGGCUUGGCUUGCCUGCGUAUUUCAUUCGGCGAUAUCGGUGAAAUCUCGAGGUAGUUUCCUUGCUAGCUUCCAUCACCC